UAAAUUUCUUUCCUUUUUUUCUUCUUUGGCUUUCUUUCCAAAUGCCUUUCCUUUUGAUGUGGCUUCCAAAAAUGAAAGUCAUGGAGUCUGUUUCUAAAACGAACUAUUUCGAGAAUUUAAUGGAUGAGCCUUGUGAAGCACUGGAAGUUGAGGACUUGGAUGACAAUUUUUUGAACAGUACCACCUAUCAGACAGUGUUUAGGACAAUGCUCAAAGAAAUGGCUGCUCGCAGUGAGCUGGAAGAGGAUAUUGACAUCCCCAUGACUGGGCAUCUGGAGAGUGAAACCAGAAGGAAACUGGGGAUUCUGUUGAAGAAAAAUUUUGGAAAAUACAAGGAAACAAUCCUGUGGAUUAUGAAGAAACGUGAAAAGUUGGGUACCUUCACAUUUCGCUUAUUGGACCAGAAAUCGCCAGAAAUCGAGGAGCCAGAAGAAGCACAAAUAAAAAAACCUCAUCAUAUUGUUCGUCGUAAGAAGAAAGCAGAACUAGAUACAGAAUGGAUGAUGAAGAAGACAAAGGUGCAUCAAGGUGAUGGAGAAGUAAUUCUCUACCCCAGUGGGACUCUCUUCCAAGUGCUCUUUCCUGAUGGAACAGGCCAGAUACAUUAUCCUUCAGGAAACCUGGCUAUGCUCAUCCUCACCACCAAUGCUAAACAUUUCACAUACAUCAUUCUGGAAGACAGUAAACAAACAUGGAUACGGGCCCUUAUCAACAACUCUGGCCAUGCCACCUUCUAUGAUGAAAACAGAGAUAUCUGGUUGAGCCUAAGCCACAAUCUGGGCUACUACUUCAUCAGAGGCGGAGGCCAAAGGGCCUGGAACUGGUGGAACCUAAACCUCCACAUCCACGCGCCCCCUGUCCAGCCCGUCUCCUUGACAAUCAACCAGUACAUCAAGGUACAAAUAAGGAGCCAGGAUAAUAUCUUCUUCUACUUCAUCAACAAGAAGAAACAGAUUCGUUUAAACCUAGGCACCAGAUACAAGUACAUAACUCCAGAGGUGCUGAAUGAAAUGAAGAAGAAAAGAAUCCAGGAAGUGGAAUUUGGUUCAACAGCUCAGAAAAUCCAGAUCCUUCUGGGAAAGAUGAGUAAGAUCCUAAAUUUGCUGACCAUCUCCGAUUUGGAGAAAUUCGUGGAGUCUGCCAUGACUUUUCUAGUGGAAGCCUUUCCAAAGAAGACAUUUCAAUUCCAACGUUAA
Messenger RNA from Trichechus manatus latirostris (Florida manatee), 1196 nucleotides. RefSeq names its product glutamate rich 6B (gene ERICH6B). Bases 42 to 1196 code for a protein of 384 amino acids. The record is from RefSeq and is a predicted model, not a curated record. Lineage: Eukaryota; Metazoa; Chordata; Mammalia; Sirenia; Trichechidae. The transcript is spliced from 8 exons.